AUCCACUGGACAAGUGGAAAUCCGGUGAUCCAAACUACCGGUAAACUUCAUCUUCUCCCCGCCGAUCAAAAUUGUUCUAGAACACACACUGUAAAACUUGCAUAGUCAAUCGCAGAGACGUAUAUUAAACGUGCAUACACAGAGAGCAAAGAGAGAAGGAUGCAAUCUCCGUGUAUCUAUGCUUGCAAGUCCUUCAACGAGCUGCAACUCGCGGGGUUUCAAUCUCAUGUCUCACCUUCAACAUCAUUCUCAGCUCGGAGGCCCAAUUGCUUCUACCCCCGCAUCUCGUGCAGUUUCGGACCGGAGAAGGAGAGGGAGAGAGGGGUUAGGAGUGGGGAAUCGAUGAGUAGAGAGAAGGUGAAGGUGAAAGGGAAGGGAAAGGGGAAGGAUAACGUGUGGAGCAUCGACAGCGAAAUGACGAAGUCUGAGAAGGAUAAGGAGAAGACGAGGAGGAAGAAGAAGAGAGGAAACGGGAGGAGAAUGACGAGGAACACCGUCCAGAAGAGUAGAUGUGGUCGAGUCAUGGUCUCCGGUGUUAUGUUGAUUGAGACCGAAACCGUAUUACAAACUCAGGAACCUGUAAUUAGGCCUGUAUGGAGUACAUUUGCAAGUAGUGUUAGUGGAAUAUGGAAGGGAGUGGGAGCGGUGUUUUCUCCUGUGACUGCAGAAAUGGAGCCAAUUGAGGUCGGAAACAAGAACGAGUACCUCUUUGACUGCUAUACUCUUUCUCGUGUUGAAGCUGUGCCUCCACAGGCUGGGGGACGGACUUCUCAAAUCCAGAGGACAAUUAAUUGGGUAUCGUUGAAUCCUUAUGGUGAAGUUCAGGAGCUGAAAGAAGGUGAUUAUGGAAAUCAAGUGAAGGGUACAGAUGGAGAGAGAUCCUUGUCUACAAGGAAGACAGCAGAAGGAACUUUAACAAAACACAAUUUACCGAAAUUUGAAUCUUUUGACUUUGGAAAGAGUGAUGUGAUGGAGGAAGACAUAAUGGGAACGGAACCUGGUCUUGUGUUCUUUGAGGAUGGAUCUUAUUCAAGAGGCCCGGUUGAUAUCCCAGUUGGUGGCAUUGAUGACUCAAAGUAUUACCUUUCUCCAACGUUCAAGUUUGAACAGUGUUUGGUCAAAGGUUGCCACAAGAGACUCCGCAUGGUUCAUACUAUAGAAUUCAGUAACGGUGGUUCUGACAUUCAAAUAUUAAGAGUUGCUGCUUAUGAAGAACAGUGGGUUAGUCCCGCCAAUAUCUUGGACCAAAGCGACCUGGAUCUGGAGGUGAAACCAUUUUCACAGAGGAGAAGAGUUCAACCGGUAGAGCUGACCGGGUCCUGGAAGGUAUUUGAGAUGAGCGUGACACCUGUUUAUGGCGAGGAGAAUGAUACAGACAUCAACAGUGUGCCCGUUGUAUACCUCUGCAUGGAAACCCUAAACAAAAGAGGCUUGCCUGAAACUCCGGUCUACUUCGGGGAGGAGGACAUGCUAGACAUGCAAGACGCGACAAUACUAUGGCUUCCGGGAGGCGUGACCAGCUAUGUCGACGUGAAAAAGGAUGGAAUCCUGUGCAUCGGAGUCGGCUGGUAUUCAGAUGAGGGAAUAAACCUUGUCAUGGAAAGGGAUUAUGGAACAGAUGGGAAGUUGAAGGAGGUUAGGUGGAAGUCUGAAAUGAAGAGAAGGUGGACUAAUCCUCCUCCCAUGUAGAUAUUCUUGUGUUUCACUUCAUUUAUAGGUUAGUUUUUGUAUAUGUAUAUUUUGAUGAUUGAUUUUCUUUUGUAUCUUACAGUACUAUAUUGUCAUAAAUGGUGUUAAUUGCCCUUUUUUUCACCUUGAGUCAUA
Molecule: messenger RNA, 1824 nt
Organism: Ipomoea nil (Japanese morning glory)
Lineage: Eukaryota; Viridiplantae; Streptophyta; Magnoliopsida; Solanales; Convolvulaceae
Exons: 5
Coding region: 160-1689 (509 amino acids)
Source: RefSeq, a predicted model, not a curated record